CCGACAGACCCGAAAAUGGACGACGAAAGCGAUGACAAGGAUGAUACGAAAAGAAAAUCGCGCAAUCUCAGCGAAAAGAAGCGGCGGGAUCAGUUCAACUCGCUGGUCAACGAUCUGAGCGCCUUGAUAUCCACCUCCAGCAGAAAGAUGGACAAGUCCACGGUCCUAAAGUCCACGAUAGCUUUCCUGAAGAAUCAUAAUGAGGCCACCGAUCGCUCGAAGGUUUUCGAAAUACAUCAAGACUGGAAGCCCACCUUUCUGAGCAACGAUGAGUACACCCACCUGAUGCUCGAGUCUUUGGAUGGUUUCAUGAUGGUCUUCAGCAGCAUGGGCUCCAUAUUCUAUGCCUCGGAAAGUAUUACCUCUCAGCUGGGUUACCUGCCGCAAGAUCUGUACAACAUGACCAUUUAUGACCUGGCCUACGAAAUGGACCACGAGGCACUGCUAAACAUCUUUAUGAAUCCCACGCCGGUUAUCGAGCCCAGACAGACGGAUAUUAGUUCCAGCAACCAGAUCACAUUCUACACCCAUUUGAGAAGGGGUGGAAUGGAGAAAGUGGAUGCCAAUGCCUACGAACUGGUCAAAUUUGUGGGUUACUUUCGUAAUGAUACCAAUACCUCCACGGGUUGCAGUUCGGAGGGUACGAACGGAGGCUCCAAUGGACAGCCCGCGGUGCUGCCGCGCAUCUUCCAGCAGAAUCCCAGUGCCGAGGUGGACAAGAAGCUGGUUUUCGUGGGCACCGGUCGCGUCCAGAAUCCCCAAUUGAUCCGCGAAAUGAGCAUCAUCGAUCCCACCAGUAACGAAUUCACCUCGAAGCACAGCAUGGAGUGGAAGUUCCUGUUCUUGGACCACCGGGCGCCCCCGAUUAUUGGUUACAUGCCGUUCGAGGUUCUGGGCACAUCUGGCUACGAUUACUACCACUUCGAUGAUUUGGACAGCAUUGUGUCGUGCCACGAGGAGCUUCGUCAGACGGGCGAGGGCAAAUCCUGCUACUACCGAUUCCUCACCAAGGGCCAGCAAUGGAUCUGGCUGCAAACGGACUACUAUGUGAGCUACCAUCAGUUCAACUCUAAGCCGGACUAUGUGGUCUGCACUCACAAGGUGGUCAGCUAUGCGGAGGUCCUCAAGGAGAGUCGAAAGGAGUGUCACAAAUCGGGAAACAGCAUCAGUAGCAACAACAACAAUGGAACCAGCAAGGCAAUCGCCUCCACGGCAAACAGCAGCCAAUCCGCAUCUGCCACCACCACUCUAAGGGAUUUCGAGCUGAGCAGCCAGAAUCUGGAUAGCACUUUGCUGGGGACCAGCCUGGCUAAUCUGGGAAACGAAACGACGGCCACAUCGCCCGCCGUCGACUCAUCGCCCAUGUGGUCCGCAUCGGCUGCUCAGCCCUCUGGUUCCUGCCAUAUUAGUUCUCUAAAGACAUCGCGACCCGCCUCGAGCUACGGAAACAUCAGUUCAACGGGCAUAUCACCGAAAGCCAAGCGGAAGUGUUACUUCUACAACAAUCGGGGCAAUGACUCGGAUUCCACGUCCAUUUCCGCGGAUUCUGUCACCAGCCGGCAGUCCAUGAUGACCCACGUUAGUUCGCAAAGCCAAAGACAACGAUCGCAUCACCGUGAACACCCCCGCGAGCACCAUCACAGUCAGUCGCAUCAUCACCUGCAGCAACAGCAACAGAGCCAGCAGCAGCAACAUCAGCAUCAGCAGCAACAGCAGCAGCUGCAACAGCAAUUGCAGCAUACGGUGGGUGCUCCGAAAAUGGUGCCCCUGCUGCCGAUUGCAUCCACGCAGAUCAUGGCCGGCAAUGCCUGUCAGUUUCCCCAGCCCGCCUAUCCACUGGCCAGUCCCCAAUUGGUGGCACCCACUUUUCUGGAGCCACCGCAAUAUCUGACCGCCAUACCCAUGCAACCGGUGAUCGCUCCGUUUCCGGUGGCGCCAGUGUUGUCGCCACUUCCGGUGCAGGCACAGCAGGAUCUGCUGCCCGACACCGUGGUGAUGACGCCCACGCAGAGCCAGCUGCAGGAUCAGCUGCAGCGGAAGCACGACGAGCUGCAAAAGCUGAUCCUGCAGCAGCAGAACGAGCUGAGGAUCGUCUCGGAGCAACUGCUCCUCUCCCGCUACACAUACCUGCAGCCCAUGAUGUCGAUGGGCUUCGCACCGGGCAACAUGGCAGCCGCAGCCGUGGGAACCAUGGCCGGGGGUCAGCGGGGUCUCAACUUCACCGGCAGCAAUGCAGUGCAGCCGCAGUUCAAUCAGUAUGGAUUCGCCUUGAACUCGGAGCAGAUGUUGAACCAACAGGACCAGCAGAUGAUGAUGCAGCAGCAGCAGAAUCUGCACACGCAGCACCAACACAACUUGCAGCAACAGCAUCAGAGUCACACACAACUGCAGCAACAUAAUCAGCAACAGCAGCAGCAACAGCAACAACAGCAGCAACAGCAGCAACAGCAGCAACAACAGCAGCAACAGCAGCAACAGCAACAGCAGCAGCAGCAACAGCAACAGCAGCAACAGUUGCAACUGCAGCAACAAAAUGAUAUUUUACUACGUGAGGAUAUCGACGAUAUAGAUGCCUUCCUCAAUCUGUCACCCCUGCAAUCCCUGGGCUCGCAGUCCACCAUAAAUCCCUUCAACUCCAGCAGCAAUAACAACAAUCAAAGCUUUAACGCUGGCAGCACUCUGAACAAUGGCAACCAGAACAACAACAAUGGCAGUACGAAUCCACCGCAAAAUAACAACGAGGACUCGCUGUUGUCCUACAUGCAAAUGGCCACCGAAUCGAGUCCCUCGAUCAACUUUCACAUGGGCAUCAGCGAUGAUGGCUCCGAAUCGCAGAGCGAGGACAACAAAAUGAUGCACAGUUCCAGCAGCACGCAAAUGCAGCAGCAGCAGCAGCAACAGCAACAGCAGCAACAACAGCAGCAACAGCAGCAACAGCAGCAACAGCAGCAACAGCAGCAGCAACAGCAGCAGCAAAUCCUGCACCAGCAUCAACAGCAGUCAAACAACUUUUUCUGUGCGAAUCCUUUUCUUAGCAACAGUCAGAAUCAGAGCCAAAACCAGUUGCCAAACGAUCUGGAAAUAUUGCCCUACCAGAUGUCCCAAGAGCAAUCGCAGAAUCUAUUCAACUCGCCCCACACAGCCCCAGGCAGCAGUCAAUAGGGGAUCCCCGAUGUAAAUAACUCCAUCGAUUGUAAGAAUUUAGAUGAGUGUUAUGCUAGUUUGGCCUCUGGCUCUCAUGAUCGAACCAUCUUUAUUGGAAACCCAGAACUAGUUGUAGAUCUCGACAGACUGAGUAUUUGUCCUCCCCUUUAUUCGUGAAUUGUAUAUAGACUAACGCAUAGUAGAGUUCUCAAAAUAUUUCACUGUAGGUAGAUUCUAAGCUGUUGUUAUAAAAUGUUUCGUUUGUAAGCUUAAGUUUCCAUAAGUUAGCUUUAUCCAGUAAGUGCCAUCGAGGCGCAAACAGGGAUCUCUGAUACGUAAUCGAACCUUAAAGCCUAACCCUUAGCUGUUGGUAAUUAAAUUUACCGAGAAGCGACAACUAACAGCGAACGAGUUGAGCAAAACUAAUCCAAUUCCAUAUUAUUUUCAAGACUGGGCUUCGCCACUGAGGUCAAAUAAAAUAUUUAUAUAGGAUAGGUAUUUGUACAAUUCAAAACUCAGGUUGAGAUUGCAACUGACAUUUAUUUUUGCUGUGAACAUAUUCCCAUAAGCUAUCUUCAGGCCCGAUCUUUUCCGACAGUUGAAAUACCAUUAGUUCAAUCUUUGUUACCCCUGUGUUCCCUGUAUUACUAUUUUUCUGUUGGAAAACUUCGUUCGAAUAUGUUUCGAUCUGCAGCUGAUAAAGAGCCAAAUGCUUUAAACUAAGAACUUGUAAAUGGAAACAAACUAUCUUAAACUCAACUAAAACUACCUUAAUAAUUCUAGUUAACUCAGUGUUUAAGCUCUGUACAUACCUAUAGGACAAGUCGGACGAACUUGCUUAAGCCUGUAAAUACACAUACGAAGAUAAUAAUCUGCAACUAAAUUGUACAUAACUUAGUGUUUAUAUGUUUUUCAAAACAAGCUCCCAAAAAACAAACUGAACAAGCUAAUCAAAUCAAAAAAAAAAAAAGUAUCGAACCAAACUGAGUUGUAAUAAAGCAAAGAAAAACAGUUACAAAAGACGACUAAAUUUAA
Messenger RNA from Drosophila elegans, 4179 nucleotides. RefSeq names its product circadian locomoter output cycles protein kaput (gene Clk). The transcript has 7 exons. Gene Ontology annotation, cellular component: CLOCK-BMAL transcription complex; cytoplasm; nucleus. NCBI's taxonomy places the organism in Eukaryota, Metazoa, Arthropoda, Insecta, Diptera, Drosophilidae. The coding region runs from base 16 to 3162 and encodes 1048 amino acids. Gene Ontology annotation, molecular function: protein dimerization activity; DNA-binding transcription factor activity, RNA polymerase II-specific; RNA polymerase II cis-regulatory region sequence-specific DNA binding. The record is from RefSeq and is a predicted model, not a curated record. Gene Ontology annotation, biological process: regulation of transcription by RNA polymerase II; circadian regulation of gene expression.